Messenger RNA from Hypomesus transpacificus, 1284 nucleotides. It is a transcript of the gene rem2, whose product is annotated as RAS (RAD and GEM)-like GTP binding 2. Bases 324 to 1238 code for a protein of 304 amino acids. The transcript has 5 exons. Gene Ontology annotation, molecular function: GTPase activity; GTP binding; calcium channel regulator activity. Gene Ontology annotation, cellular component: plasma membrane. Lineage: Eukaryota; Metazoa; Chordata; Actinopteri; Osmeriformes; Osmeridae. The record is from RefSeq and is a predicted model, not a curated record.
UGAAGAGGCGGGCAGAUAGCUUGUGUAGCCUAGGAGGAGUCGCCUAUCCAUUACAGACACAGGUGUAACAUUUACACCACAUUCACAUGAACAACACUUCGAGAUAGCAGACAAAAGAGAAGCAUUCGGAAGAAAUUACGCGUCUGGAAAUCUAGAAUGUUUAAAAUUAACUGGAGCGUGUUUUUUGUUCUAUCUAUAAUUCUCGUGGUGAAUGUAUAGAGGGAAGAGAACGUACGGCAGCGAGCGCAGAUGACUUGAUAUGGGUGGUGGUGGUUGCAGAUAAGGACUUCCUUUCUCAAAACGUUGACGAAGAAUUCAUAACGAUGACAGACCAGUACAGUAUGUUUCUUACCACCGCACCCCCUCUCAGAAGAGGAAGCACACCUCUGCCCAUCAAGCACCAGCUGAGGCGGGAAGAGGCUGUGUCGGAGGACUGCGAUUGGAUGCCAGGCCUGGAAGGACCUGCCACUCUGCCAAUCAGUGACACUGUUCCCCGAGUUGAAUCCUUUUGUCAGGCAGUGGAGGGGGGUCAUUAUGGGGGCGCUCUGAGGAUCGUACUGAUUGGACAGAAUGGGGUUGGAAAGUCGUCACUGGCUCUGUCCCUCGCCGGACUGUCGGACAGAUCAUUGUCUGUGGACUCUGAAACACAAGCCUGUGGGGAAGGCUACGAACGCACAGUGACAGUUGACGAUGAGGACAGCAAAAUCCUUGUUUAUGACAACUGGAAACAGGACCUUUCCACCCUGCAGUGUGAAGUGGUUAUCCUGGUCUUCUCCGUGACGGACAGACGCAGCUUCCACCGCACGGCCCAGCUCCGCCUCCUCCUCAGGGAGUCCCUACCUCAGACUCCCAUCAUCCUUGUGGGCAACAAGAGUGACCUUGUUCGGUCCCGUGAGAUCACCACCGAGGAGGCCCACUCCAGUGCCCUGAUGUUUGACUGUCUCUACCUGGAAGUGUCGGCCUCCCUGGACCACGGCACCACAGAGCUGCUGGAGGCCUCGGUGCGAGCGGCCAGGGGGGACUGCGUGGGCCCCGGCUGGACGGAGGGGGACCCCGGGGCAGGCCGGCGGGAGAGCCUGACCAGCAGGGCCAAGCGCUUCCUGUCCGGGCUGGUGCCUCGUUCCUACGGCAGGGACCGGGACAGGGACAGGGGCCGCUAUAGGGAGAUGAGCAGGCACAGGGGCAGCAAGAUCCUCCGGCAGAAAUCCCGCUCCUGUCAUGACCUCAGUGCACUGUGACGACAUGCAUGUUUGGCAGACGGAGAGAAAGAGAGAGAGAUGGGGU